This is a messenger RNA of Botrytis cinerea B05.10, 1728 nucleotides long. RefSeq lists its product as hypothetical. The coding region runs from base 151 to 1506 and encodes 451 amino acids. Lineage: Eukaryota; Fungi; Ascomycota; Leotiomycetes; Helotiales; Sclerotiniaceae. The transcript has a single exon. The record is from RefSeq and is a predicted model, not a curated record.
CAGAGUCCGGAAGGCAUGUUGUGUAGGUUCGAGUAAGUCCCAGUUCACAUCAUCCCAUUACUUACCACUCAUGAUCCAGCAAACAUCGAGGAAAUCAACCUCAAUAUCACAUUAUUUCCAUAAAAUCAGCAUCAACAAAACUUUCUAGUUAUGCUUUCGAAGUCAAUCCCGAACGACUGCUCAGAAGAGUACAUAUUUCCAUGCUUAAAAGUCGCACAACAACCAUCAGCAGUCGACUCAGCAUUGCCCGCUAUUUACUCAAGAAGAGUCCUGAUUUUCUCGACAAAUGACAAUCAUGGAAUCUCAGAAGCCGUUCAAGCCUUAUGUAGAGCAAUGGAAAAACUCGUAGAGCGGUAUUCCGUACUAGCCAACAGCGCGAGCUGCGCAUCGGGUGCUUGGCGAUUCUCACCCGGCCAGGCACGACUUAUUAUCAAAGAGCUACCUUUGACUUUCGAGGAAUUGGAAAAUGCGAAUUUCUCCUCGAAGCUUUUAAAACAUGAUGAACUGAGCUCCGUUGUUGAGAUGGUGGACUUUGAAAAUGAUUGGGAUUGUUGUAAGAUUCAGGCAAAUUUUAUCGAAGGUGGUCUUUUGCUAUGCAUAUCGAUUUUGCAUAUUGCUAUGGACGGUGCAGCUAUUACACGGGUCAUACAAGAUAUGGCACGAUACACUUGUGAUAAUCGUGGACCGGUAGUGAAGAUGAGUCCUGCUACGCUGGAUCGCUCUCGACUUUCGAGGUCGAGCUCCAUACCGGACAUUACGAAGAUGCCGGCUUUCUUGAUUUUGAAUGAAGCGUUCGAUUUUACUUCAAGAGUAAAGGGUUCGAUUUCCUCGACAAUGUACAGGCUCAAAAAUGAGUCUGUGAAUCAACUGAAAUCAGAUUGCUCCAAGGGUUUGCCGCCCGAUUGUCCGUUCAUAAGUAGUCAUGACGCGGUUUGUGCACUCCUCUUUCGACAGAAGAUUAAAGCUCGCGUCAAGGCAGGCAUCAUCACUCCUACUGACAGGGUUCAAUACUCGUUCCCUGUUGAAUGCCGAAGAACUAUACAUCCACCUUUACCAUCCGAUUUCAUCGGCAAUGCCGUCAUAUUCACAGCUACACCAUUUCUGUUAGUAGAAGACCUCCUGAAACCCGAAGGUCUAUCGCUCGCGGCAGCCGCAAUCCGCCAAGGUAUCAAAGAUGUCGAUGCCGAUUUUAUCGAUAAUGCAAUUGCGGUAAUGAGAAGUUUGAAGGAUCCGAAAACACUUAACUAUUAUGGGGCCAUACAUGGUAAGACGACGGGAAUAGCUUCCACUUCGUAUAAAGGAUUUGUAAUGCCGAAUGAUUGGCAUCCUGCGAUUGGAGAAUAUCAACUCAUGAGGUUGUUGCAUGGUGGGUUUGGUGAUGGUAUGUUUGUGGUGAUGCCGGUGAGGGAUUCGGGGUGGGAGGUUAUUGUUACGUUGGAUGAGGUGGCCAUGGAUGUCUUUGAGGAUGAGCAAUGGAACAAAUAUACAAUCAAGAUAGAGGUGUAAAUGUCAUAAUUACUGGUUAAGGUUUUAUGGUUCUCAUUUCUUGAGAUUGUUGGUUUCUGGGUAGUUUUGGGUUAUUUACACAUUAAUACUUUUGACCCCUUUGAUGCGAUAAAUCUCUGUGAUGUUAGACAACUAGAUUGGUCCUUCCUUAUAAUUGGCAGUAUUAGAUGGUUAGGCCACUUUCUUAGCUAGACUGAGAAUAAGAAUGCUUUACUUAUUCCA